ACGAGCGCAAACAGAAAACACAGACAAUGAGGAAAAGCAAUUUGGUUAGUUCAUAGCUCAGGUUGCUACUGUGUUUAUUGACCCCAACUUCUACUUUAACACAGUUACUGUACUGUUGAUCCUCAUCAGUCUCCUCUGUAUACCCCUCACAAAGUGUAACUCCUUGAGACAAUCUAUGUCUGACUCAGAGGGGGAUUUCAGUCGUCUAUUCCAUGAUUCCUACUCCGACAACUUUGACGACGAUGACGCCAGUGGGUCCAGCAAAGUGGCUCUGAGGAACUAUGUUGAUGCUCAGUUCUAUGGAGAGAUUAGUUUAGGAACCCCACCUCAAAUGUUCAGGGUGACCUUUGACACUGGAUCCAACAAUCUCUGGGUGCCCUCUUCCAAGUGCUCCGUCGCUGACAUCACAUGCUUGAUUCACCGGAAAUACAAUGAUACCAAGUCCAGCACAUAUGUCAAGGGUGGAAGAAAGUUUUCAAUUCAUUAUGGACUGGGAAGUGUAACUGGGUACCUCAGCCAGGAUACGUGCACAAUUGGAAGUGUAUCCAUAAAAGAUCAGGUGUUUGGUGAGGCCGUCAAGAUAUAUGGAGCGAACUUCGUUGGUGCUAAGUUCGAUGGAGUUCUGGGAAUGUCUUACCCAACAGAUGAUGCCAUGAGCCCUGUCUUUGACAACAUAAUGAAAGAGAAGCUGUUGGCAGAGAAUGUUUUCUCCUUCUACCUCAACCACAGGAUCUCCUCCAACCAGUCAGGGGGACAGCUACUGCUGGGAGGGACUGACCCUGCAUACUACACUGGGGACUUCCACUAUGCCAACGUCACCACAAAGGACCUCUGGAACAUCCACAUGGACGGUUUGAGCAUUGGAGAGGAUGUCAAGCUGUGUAAAGGUGGCUGUGAGGCCAUGGUGGACACUGGCACCUCCCUGAUCCUAGGUCCCUAUGAUGAGAUCAGUGCUCUGCAGAAGGCUGUAGGAGCUGUGCCCUGGAACCGUGGAAAGUACACGGUUGACUGUGAGAAAGUGUCCUCCCUCCCCAGUGUCUCCUUCACUGUCAGUGGAAAGAUCUACCCUCUGAACGGAGAACAGUAUAUUCUCAGGUGGACUACGAAGGGAAAGAAAGUCUGCCUUUUAGGAUUUUUCCCCUCAGGCUUCCCUGGCUGGACCCUGGGAGAUAUCUUCAUUGGAGCUUACUACACAGUCUUUGACCGGGACAACGAUAGGGUGGGAUUUGCCAAAGCAAUAUAAGAGGAAGGGAAAGUGGAUACCUCUUCAGUUGCACAACUGAAUACAUUCAACCGAAAUGUGUCUUCUGCAUCCGCAUUUAAACCAAACCUUCUAGAUAGUGAAAUAAUGGUGAAAAGAGUGUAACGCUAAAACACCUGAUGGUAUAAAAUACAGUAUAUACAAAUGGGAUGAGUAAUGCAAGAUAUGUAAACAUCAUUAAAGUGGCAUCAUUAAUGUGACAAGUGACACGUGAUUUCAAGUCUGUAUGUUGGCAGCAGCCUCUCUGUGUUAGUGGUGGCUGUUUAACAGUCGGAUGCCUUUGAGAUAGAAGCUAUUUUUCAGUCUCUCGUGCUUUCAUAGAUUUAAAAUGAUUAUUUUAGAAUAACAAACUUGGUAAAAAUUAUAUUUGUCCUUGAAAAGGAGGAUAAGCAGACAAGUAUCAUAACUAAUUUUCACAGCAUUCAGUCUUGUUUGUUUUAUGAGUAAGUGGGUGCAUGUUUCUGUCAUUUCCUGGUUAAUCUCCCUAUUUAAUCAUCACCUCUAUUUGAUAUUUUUGUGUGUAAAGAGAUGAAUGAAUCAAAUAAAGACUU
Oncorhynchus nerka (sockeye salmon) is the source of this 1812-nucleotide messenger RNA. Its product is annotated as cathepsin D-like. Lineage: Eukaryota; Metazoa; Chordata; Actinopteri; Salmoniformes; Salmonidae. The record is from RefSeq and is a predicted model, not a curated record. Gene Ontology annotation, biological process: proteolysis. The transcript is spliced from 9 exons. The coding region runs from base 176 to 1243 and encodes 355 amino acids. Gene Ontology annotation, molecular function: aspartic-type endopeptidase activity.